Cuscuta epithymum is the source of this 2203-nucleotide messenger RNA. The record is from the annotation of a GenBank genome assembly. NCBI's taxonomy places the organism in Eukaryota, Viridiplantae, Streptophyta, Magnoliopsida, Solanales, Convolvulaceae.
CUGCCCAAAAAAAGAGAACCAGAGAGCAUUCUUCAAAAAAAAAAAAAAACAGAGCACUACGGAGCACUUGAAACGGGCCAGCAAGAGAGCAAAAUAGAGGUGACCGGGCUGGAGCUCCUCGUCGGUGCUGAUGGCGGAAACGUCGUCGGAGUUGCAGAUGAGAACUGUGGGGUCCUGAAGGAGAUUGGAGGCUUUGAUGGGGAAGGGAAAAUGUUGUAGCUCCCAUCUUCAAGAAUCAACUUCGCCAUGGGAGGUGACUCAGUUUGGUGUAGUGAGUUGAACUCCUUUCUGGUAGCGAUUCCAGCAAUGAAGGGAAGAGGAGAAGCGAUCUAAUUGUGUAGUUUAGCAACAUCCGAAUCUGAUAGGGCACGGGUCUGCAAAUCUGAAGAAAGUCGGUCAUUUGUAAUAAUCAAACGACACCGUUUGGGAUCAGGAGCACCAUGCUCACCGUGGGAUGAUCCCACGGUAUAAUUUGCGGUAUUUAAUGGAUUUAGCAACAACGGGACCCAUAGUGACGACCCCACUCCCACUUUCCGUAUGAAUCACUUUGCCCGGAUUUCGGCGGUAAAGCCGUGGUCACGCAUUAUACGACAAAGACCUGAUAUGUAAAGAAGUCCUGAAGCAACUAUAACACCACUCUCCAGGUAUUCUACAACAGUUCUGACGCCCUUCAUCUCUCCCCACCUUUUUUUUUAUAUCUGCAGGAUUCACAAAAUUCUUGUGCUUUUUUGCCUCAAGAUUCUUUCUUUUUGUAUAUCACGGAGUAUAUUAUACGGGAAAGGAAAAGAAGUGAACCCAUGGCCACGGAAGGGGGUUCUCCAGCAAGACUCGAGGGGAAGUUUACUGCAAUGCUAGUGUGUUGGCUUCUGGGAAACGGGUGCCUCUUUUCGUGGAACAGUAUGCUAACAAUAGGGGAUUAUUAUGCCUACUUGUUUCCGAACUACCACCCUUCAAGGGUCCUCACCCUUUGCUAUCAACCAUUUGCGCUUGGGACAAUUGGAAUACUCGCAUACAAGGAGGCAAAAAUAAAUACAAGAAAACGCAAUCUCUUUGGAUAUUCUCUUUUUUUCAUUAGUACUCUUCUAGUUCUUGUUUUGGAUUUGGCCACAUCCGGUAAGGGAGGGAUUGGAACGUACAUCGGAAUAUGCGCAAUCAGUGGUGCUUUUGGUGUUGCAGACGCUCAUGUCCAGGGUGGAAUGGUUGGAGAUCUUUCAUUCAUGUUACCGGAGUUUGUUCAGUCUUUUUUUGCUGGUUCGGCGGCUUCAGGCGCUUUAACAUCUGGGUUGAGGUUAAUUACCAGAGCAAUAUUUGACAAUUCUAAAGAUGGUCUUCGUAAAGGAGCCAUUUUGUUUUUCACAAUAUGUACAAUCUUCGAGUUCCUCUGCAUCCUUCUCUAUGCACUUGUCUUCCCAAAGAUACCGAUUGUAAAAUAUUAUCGCAACAAAGCAUCUUCAGAGGGUGCAAAGACUGUUGCUUCCGAUCUUGCUGCUGGUGGCAUUAUAACAGAGGCACAGAACAAUCAUACCUCACAGAUGGAUAGACUAAGCAACAAAGAUUUGUUAAUGCAGAAUAUAGAUUAUGCAAUAGAGAUCUUCAUGAUAUAUGCAUUGACAUUAUCCAUUUUUCCUGGAUUUUUAUCAGAGGAUACCGGGGCCCACAGCCUGGGUUCAUGGUAUGCACUUGUGUUGAUAGCUAUGUACAAUGUGUGGGAUCUCAUCGGGAGAUAUGUGCCGCUAUUAAAAUUCAUAAAGCUCGAAUCAAGGAAGGGGCUUAUGGUGGCGAUCCUCUCACGCUACUUACUCAUCCCGGCGUUCUACUUUACGGCCAAAUAUGGUGAUCAGGGAUGGAUGAUUCUUUUGACCUCCUUCUUGGGGCUGACCAAUGGGUACCUAACUGUCUGCGUCUUUACUUCUGCUCCCAAAGGCUACAAGGGUCCCGAGCAAAACGCGUUGGGGAAUAUACUAGUGUCAUUUCUUCUAGGAGGUAUAUUUGCCGGUGUUACACUUGACUGGUUGUGGCUCAUUGGUAAAGGUUGGUAAUGAGAGAACAUUGUUGGUUUUUCUUAGAGGUAGGUAAUAAGCAUUAUGGAUUCUUAUGAGCAAUUUUUGUUAGAAUUGAGAACAUCUAAUUGCUUUACUGUAAAUGUUUCAUACUAUAAAUUUCUUGUGACCAAAGCUAGAUCAAUGAAAUGCAGUUCAGAUGA